UUAUUUUGUUAUAGAUAAGUUUUGUAAUUUAAUGCAAGGUACAUCAAACGUAGUAAACCAACUAUCGAAUGGGCUGAAUCCCACAAGGAUUACUAGAGGAAAAUUGAUUGCUAAUAGUGUAAAAAUAAAAUAUGCUACUCAACAACUACAUCUUGGUCUCAUUAACAUAGAAGAAUUUUUGAAACGUUGUACGUAUUCCGUGGCAUAUGAAGAACGAUUAAGAAAUUGUUCACUUAACAUAACAUAUGACAAUGAAAAUGAAGAAGACUAUGGAAUUCAAGAACAAGAAGAUAACAAUCAAGAACCAGAAGAUGUAUUAAUUGAGAGCGAUAAUGAAAGCUACAAUAGACCAGUAAGUGACGAUGAAACCGAUGAAUUAGAGACAAUAGAUGAUGGUGACCAUGAAUUUGACAAUAUCCUGAAAGUUAAUGAACCAAAUGAUCUUGGAAUUGAAGACUAUUUUCAGGCAGCAAAUGUAGAUAAUGGCCCUCUGUUGGAAAAUAUAGGGAAUGAAGAAGAUUUUAUUAUUGAAGAGGAAUUAGAUCCUGAUAUGAUACGGAUUAUGGAAACUGACCAUAGAAUAAGAAUGUUGGAAAUAGAAAACUUACCAUUUGUUCAGGUUCCAUCUAUUUUUCCUCCAAUUACCAACUCUGAUCGAAUGUGUGUAGUUUGCUCUGUUUCAGAGAAAACUCAUGAAUUCAUACCAUGUGAACACAUAGCUGUGUGUG
Molecule: messenger RNA, 728 nt
Organism: Myzus persicae (green peach aphid)
Lineage: Eukaryota; Metazoa; Arthropoda; Insecta; Hemiptera; Aphididae
Exons: 3
Source: RefSeq, a predicted model, not a curated record